AGAGAAGAGAAGAAAAUAAUACCUGAAUAUAUUCUUGAACAAGAAUUAGAGAAAAGGAUGAUGAAUGUUUAUGAGGAAAUGGCUCUGAACAAAAUAAAAGAACUUGAAGAUGAUUAUGAAAGAAGAAAACAUUCCGACUACAGGGUGGCAGAUUACAGUGCAGUGCUGCAUAAAGAUGAAACUUUUAAGAAAAAUAAAAGUUCUCACGCCAAACAACAAGCAUUGAAUCUCAGGGCUAAAGCACUUUAUAACUUUAAUCCAGAGAGAGACGGAGAGCUUGAGCUCAAAAAAGGUAACCUUGUGAUGAUAGUUGGUAGAGUGGAUGAGAACUGGUUGGUUGGAGAGAUAAAUGGUAGAAAAGGACUCAUCCCAACUUCAUUUAUACAGAUUAUUGAGGAGGAAACAGGUUUACGACUGGUGGCUAAAUAUAGUUUCCGGUCAGCUAAACAGGAGGAGCUGACUAUAGUCAAGGGAGAGAUAGUGCAGUUCGAGAGGUUUGUUGAUGAGAAUUGGGUUGAAGUGAGUAUGGGAGAAAGGAUGGGUAUAGUUCCCGUAUCCUACCUAGAUACAGAAAAGGAGGUAUUGAGCUGGGAGAACGAGGUUUUAUCCCUCUCAUCUUCACCCUCACCCUCGCCCUCUACACCAGAGAGGGAUAAACAUCCAGAUGUUAUAGAGGAGAACGUUUUCAGACCUUCUGAUCUGUUGAAGUGUAAACUGCGAAGCGAGUUUAGAAAAAGAGAAGAGAAAAUGAGAAAUCUUGAAUCAAGUUUAGAUCUGGAAUAUUCUCUUUCAAGUUUAGAUUUGGAUUCUGAUACAGGGAAUACAACUGUUCAAUAGCUAGUUUACAGGACAGAGUCUAAAACUAAAGAAGGAAAAGUUGCGACUGAAAUGUUAAGUUUAACCCAUUUUUGCUGACCAGUCCCUUAAAAUAAACCGGAGGUUAACGACUGUUAUAAACCUAUUCCGCGGUCGGGCUAUUUUUGUCUAAUAUAGAUUGUGUGGUGCCCCCCCCCCUCCUCCCCUAUGAUUUUUCCUUAGAGUUGAG
Eurytemora carolleeae is the source of this 1045-nucleotide messenger RNA. Its product is annotated as vinexin. The coding region runs from base 58 to 837 and encodes 259 amino acids. NCBI's taxonomy places the organism in Eukaryota, Metazoa, Arthropoda, Copepoda, Calanoida, Temoridae. Gene Ontology annotation, molecular function: protein binding. The transcript has 10 exons. The record is from RefSeq and is a predicted model, not a curated record.